GGUGACAUACCAAGCCAGGUUGGUGUUCGUGAAGUGCUGGAUCAGAUGGAUACUACCGUGGAUGUGAAGCCACCAUCUUCGCCAGUACCAAGCAAAAAGGAAUAUUUUAUUGGCAAAACUUUCGUUAAUGUUCCACGGGCAAACACCGAAAUUGUUGGUUGUAUGCGAGAUUGUAUGAUUGAAGACUGGGACAUUUUUGAGCAAAUGGUAGAUUACUGCUACAGGCAUGUGUUAUUCUGCGAGAGCCAGUAUCAGCCAGCACUCUUCUCAGAAGCACCUUGGAAUACGAAAGCAAAGCGUGAAAAACUGACGGAGUUGAUGUUCGAGAAAUAUAAUGUUCCCGCGUUUUAUGUGGUGAAGAAUGCCGUUUUGACCUGCUAUGCAAAUGGCCGUACAGCUGGCUUAAUCCUGGACAGUGGUGCAACACAGACAUCGGCUGUUCCGGUCUUCGAUGGCUACUGCAUGACGCAUGGUUACCAAGUCCGAAGUCCACUUUCGAAAUAUCUUUAUUUUGCAGUUCGUGCAAUGUACUCAGGCCUUACGGUGACAGGAGGUAACUCAUUGUUGAUGGGUUUCACCGAAAGACUCAAUCAUGACCUCGCUCACAAAUGCCCUCCGACCAUAAAAUUGCGAGUAUAUGCAGCACCCACGCCGAUGGAAAGACGAUUCGGAGCUUGGAUUGGUGGAUCAAUCUUGGCUUCACUUGGCGCAUUUCAACAAAUGUGGAUCAGUCGAGCGGAAUAUGACGAUGAGGGAAAAUCGAUUGUGACGAAGAAAUGCGCGUAG
This is a messenger RNA of Gongylonema pulchrum, 786 nucleotides long. The record is from the annotation of a GenBank genome assembly. NCBI's taxonomy places the organism in Eukaryota, Metazoa, Nematoda, Chromadorea, Rhabditida, Gongylonematidae.